CUUCAAGCACAGUCCUCACAUCUUCUAGUGCACCAGGUCACCUUCCAUUGACAAGACAUGGCCACCCCACUCACAGACAGCGACAAGAGGAAGCAGAUCAGUGUGAGGGGCAUUGCAGGGCUGGGAGAUGUGUCUGAGGUCAGGAAGAGCUUUAACAGGCAUCUCCACUUCACCCUGGUCAAGGAUAGGAACGUGUCCACCCCAAGAGACUACUACUUCGCCCUGGCACACACUGUCAGGGACCACCUGGUGGGGAGAUGGAUCAGAACCCAGCAAUAUUACUACGAGAAGGACCCCAAGCGUAUUUAUUAGCUAUCUUUGGAAUUCUACAUGGGUCGAACUCUUCAAAACACAAUGCUGAAUCUGGGCCUUCAACAUGCCUGUGACGAAGCUGUCUAUCAGCUUGGACUGGAUAUGGAAGAGCUAGAGGAGAUAGAAGAGGAUGCAGGCCUUGGUAACGGUGGAUUGGGUCGUUUGGCAGCUUGCUUCCUUGAUUCAAUGGCCACUCUGGGCUUGGCUGCAUAUGGCUAUGGAAUCCGAUAUGAGUUUGGGAUAUUCAAUCAAAGGAUUAUGAAUGGCUGGCAGGUUGAGGAAGCAGAUGACUGGCUGCGUUAUGGUAACCCCUGGGAGAAAGCACGUCCGGAGUUCAUGCUCCCUGUUCAUUUCUAUGGGCGAGUGGAGCAGACGGCCGAAGGCUCCAAAUGGGUGGAUACUCAGAUUGUUCUUGCAAUGCCUUAUGACACUCCAGUUCCUGGAUACAAAAACAACACUGUUAAUACAAUGAGGCUUUGGUCUGCCAAGGCACCAAAUGAUUUUAAUCUUCAAGAAUUUAAUGUUGGUGAUUAUAUAGAGGCCGUCUUGGACAGAAAUCUGGCUGAAAAUAUCUCCCGAGUCCUAUACCCCAAUGACAAUUUCUUUGAAGGUAAAGAGUUGCGUUUGAAGCAGGAGUACUUUGUUGUAGCUGCCACGCUUCAAGACAUAAUCAGGCGAUUCAAGUCUUCCAAGUUUGGAUGUCGGGAUCCGGUUAGAACAGCUUUUGAUUCAUUCCCAGACAAGGUUGCCAUCCAGCUGAAUGACACACAUCCUGCCCUUGCCAUCCCAGAGCUCAUGAGGAUCCUGGUUGACAUUGAGAAAUUGGAUUGGGACAAGGCCUGGGAUGUAACUAAGCGGACCUGUGCAUACACCAACCACACAGUGUUACCCGAAGCCCUGGAGCGCUGGCCUGUUCAUCUCUUUGAGAAACUGCUCCCUCGCCACCUGCAGAUUAUCUACGCUAUCAACCAAAAACACCUGGAUGAAGUUGCAGCCUUGUAUCCUGGUGACUUUGAUCGUCUUAGAAGGAUGUCCAUUAUUGAAGAAGGCGACUGUAAACGAAUUAACAUGGCUCAUCUGUGUGUGAUCGGGUCUCAUGCUGUGAAUGGAGUGGCCAGAAUUCACUCAGAAAUUGUUAAAAAUACAGUCUUUAAAGAUUUUUAUGACUUGGAGUCCACUAAAUUUCAGAACAAGACUAAUGGUAUCACUCCUAGAAGGUGGCUAAUGUUGUGUAACCCUGGCCUGGCUGAUAUCAUUGCAGAGAAAAUUGGAGAGGAUUUUGUGACUGACUUGAGCCAGCUGAAGAAAUUGUUAGAUUUUGUGGAUGAUGAGAGCUUUGUCCAUGACAUAGCUAAAGUUAAGCAGGAGAAUAAGUUGAAGUUUUCUGCUUACCUGGAAGAGCAAUACAAAGUGAAGAUCAACCCUUCUUCCAUGUUUGAUGUUCAAGUCAAGAGAAUCCAUGAAUACAAAAGGCAGCUAUUAAACUGUUUACAUAUCAUUGCAAUCUAUAACCGAAUCAAGAAAGAGCCGUCCAAAUCAGUUGUGCCAAGAACAAUUAUGAUUGGAGGAAAGGCAGCCCCUGGUUAUCACAUGGCUAAAAUGAUCAUCAAGCUGAUCACCUCUGUUGGAAGUAUUGUGAACAACGAUCCCGUGGUAGGAGACAGACUGAAGGUCAUCUUCUUGGAGAAUUACCGGGUGUCCUUAGCAGAAAAAGUGAUCCCAGCCUCCGAUCUAUCUCAGCAAAUAUCCACUGCAGGCACUGAGGCUUCUGGUACUGGGAACAUGAAGUUUAUGCUUAAUGGGGCUCUCACCAUUGGUACCAUGGAUGGAGCCAAUGUGGAAAUGGCAGAAGAAGCUGGAGAGGAAAAUCUUUUCAUCUUCGGCAUGAGAGUGGAGGAUGUUGAAGCACUUGAUAAGAAAGGGUACAACGCAAAGAAUUAUUACGAUCGCAUACCUGAGCUGCGACAGGCAAUUAAUCAGAUGAGGGAUGGACACUUCUCUCCAAGAGAACCAGAUCUGUUCAAAGAUUUGGUCGAUAUGCUGAUGAACCACGACAGGUUUAAGGUGUUUGCUGAUUAUGAGGCAUAUAUAAAGUGCCAGGAGAAAGUGGACCAGUUGUACAUGAACCCCAGGGAGUGGACCAAAAAAGUAAUAAAGAAUAUUGCUUGCUCUGGGAAGUUUUCUAGCGACAGGACAAUUAGUGAAUAUGCAACAGAGAUCUGGGGAGUUGAACCAUCAGCAGUGAAGAUCCCACCACCAAACAUACCCAGGGAAUAAUUCUGAGGGUGCAUGUGCUCUAUGUUCUCCACUGCUAGUUUGGUUGGUUCAGGAUUAGUGUUUAUCCACCAGUUGUGACUUUGAACCACUUUCCCAUUAAAGCUUAUUUUUGUCUCUGGGGAGGAAAAAAAAUUAAAAAGAUUGCUUUCAUUGUGUUUUCCUAAACCAAC
Molecule: messenger RNA, 2759 nt
Organism: Pelobates cultripes (western spadefoot toad)
Lineage: Eukaryota; Metazoa; Chordata; Amphibia; Anura; Pelobatidae
Source: the annotation of a GenBank genome assembly